AUGAAACUCACUCGCCAGGAAGUCACCCGACAUGACAACCGGGAAUCGUGCUGGGUCGUGAUCCAUGGGGCUGUCUACGAUGUCACAGACUUUUUAAACUCCCACCCAGGUGGUGUAGCUGUGAUUUUGCGCUGUGCGGGUAAAGACGCGACUGAAGAUUUCGACUCUGUUCAUACGGUAGAGUUGUUGAGCGAAGCACUCCCUCAAACCGCGUUUCAAGGCUACAUUGAUCCCACUGGAUUGGAAAAGCCGAACAACAAGCCAGAUGGAGUGGAUGAGGAGCAACCAAAGCCAAACCAUGACAGUCUUCCGCCAUUACAAAGUCUGAUUAAUCUCCAUGAUUUUGAACGAGUUUCUGGGCAGAGACUACGUGACACGACAUGGGCUUAUUACUCGUCCGGUGCUGAUGACGAGAUCAGCAAACGGAAUAAUGCCCUGGCAUAUCAAAAGGUUUACCUUCGUCCACGUAUCCUACGAAAGAUUCCUACUGUGAAUACAGCCAAUACAAUCUUAGGGUUCUCUACCACACUGCCUGUUUACAUCUCCCCAGUGGGUCUUGCAAAGCUUGCCCAUCCGGAGGGGGAGUGUGCGCUAGCAGCUGCAGCUGGUAAGGAAGGGCUGGUCCAAGUACUCGCAAACGGGUCCAGCAUGCCGAUUGAACAAGUGAUGAAGAGCCGUGUCUCGCCAGAUCAACCUAUUUUCCAACAACUUUACGUGAAUAAAGAUAUCCAGAAGUCUGUUGAGACUGUACGGCGAGCUGAAAGAGAGGGUGCUAGUGCUAUUUGGAUUACGGUCGACUCACCCGUGGUGGGGAAACGCGAGAUGGACGAACGGCUCAAUUUGAGCGUGACGGACACGAGUAAUACUGCACAAGGAAAGGGGCUAGCCAAGAUCAUGGCCAGCUCAAUCUCUCCAUUCAUUGACUGGGAGAUUCUCACCUGGAUUCGCCAACUAACAGAUCUCCCUGUUGUGAUCAAGGGAAUCCAAUGUGUGGAGGACGCCGUCCUUGCCUACCAGCAUGGUGCGCAAGGCAUUGUACUCUCAAACCACGGAGGACGCUCACAAGACACGGCACAAUCCCCACUUCUGACUCUACUCGAGAUUCGAAAGUUCGCGCCUCACUUGAUUGAGAGCAAGAUGCAGAUCUUUAUCGAUGGUGGCAUUCGCCGAGGAACAGAUGUACUCAAGGCAAUUGCGCUAGGGGCCACUGCUGUUGGAUUGGGUAGACCCUUUUUGUAUAGCUUGUCUGGAUAUGGCGAGAAGGGGGUGCGGCGGAUGAUCGAGAUCCUACGACAGGAGAUCGAAAUGAAUAUGGUUUUUCUGGGAGUGACCAGUCUCGAUGAGUUGAGACCCGAAAUGGUGAAUAUCAGUCGAUUGGAGAAACAUUUGAUAGCCAGUGUAAAGCUCUAA
Penicillium concentricum is the source of this 1410-nucleotide messenger RNA. Its product is annotated as FMN-dependent alpha-hydroxy acid dehydrogenase. Gene Ontology annotation, molecular function: heme binding; oxidoreductase activity. The record is from RefSeq and is a predicted model, not a curated record. The coding region runs from base 1 to 1410 and encodes 469 amino acids. NCBI's taxonomy places the organism in Eukaryota, Fungi, Ascomycota, Eurotiomycetes, Eurotiales, Aspergillaceae. The transcript has 4 exons.